Acanthoscelides obtectus is the source of this 306-nucleotide messenger RNA. NCBI's taxonomy places the organism in Eukaryota, Metazoa, Arthropoda, Insecta, Coleoptera, Chrysomelidae. The record is from the annotation of a GenBank genome assembly.
AUGAGACCCAAUCGCCUUGAAAGGCAUUUGAAGCAACAACAUCCUACUCUGGUUUUGAAGACGAAAGAGUUUUUUUCUUCUAAAGCAGAAUCACUCAAGCGGAUGAGACUGGAUAAGUCGGGAAGCUAUCACAUGGGUGUAUCGCAGCAUCUCAAAGCUUCAUUUGAAAUAGCUUUUAUGAUAGCCAAGCAAAAGAAACCUCAUGCUAUCGGUGAAGAAUUAAUAAAACCAUUUGUCCUAAAAGCCACAUGGCAAACGUGGAAAAUUAUGGAACAUGGUCAGCAAGAUGAUAUGGAAAAAGUUUAA